Molecule: messenger RNA, 894 nt
Organism: Adineta steineri
Lineage: Eukaryota; Metazoa; Rotifera; Eurotatoria; Adinetida; Adinetidae
Source: the annotation of a GenBank genome assembly
AUGGCUGUAAACGAUGUUAAAAAAACUUAUCAAGAUAUUAUUAAUGAUGUUUGUACAACAGUACGUGAAGCACUUUCAGACGAAGGCUUCGAUGAUCAUACUUUACAAGAACUUCGAACUUUAUGGUUACAACGAUUAGAAAGUUCAAAAGCAUUAGAACCAUUAUCAACAUCAAUUGUUGAUCAAGCAACAAAUCGAGAAUUUCGACAUCCAACACCCGGUGACACAAAUAAUUCUUCAUCGUUCAAUAAUAAAACAUCAACUGGAAUUAAACAAAUAAAUAAUCGUAAUAUACAUUCAGCAUCAAAUGCUGCUGUAACUAAUUUUAAUUCAACUUAUACAUUAACAAAUCAUAAUCCAGGAAUGAUAUCAACAACGAAUCCGGGUACAAUACAAUCCAUUCGACCUAAUAAUUUUCCAAUUAGACCACCCAAUCCAACAAAUAUUGGAAGUACUACAAUGAAAACAUCUAAUCAAUUAGAUGGUGCAAAUGAUGAAAUUAUUCUUAAGAAGAUUAAUCGUCGUAAGAAAAAACCACAAAUUAUUGAAAUUUCAUUACAAUUGGAUGGAACAGGACCUCCUGUUGGUGAUGAUGAAGAUGAAGAUGAAGACAGUGAAUUAGGAGGAAAUGAUGUUGGAGAAGAACUAGAUGAUGAUGAUGAUGAAGAGGGUAAUGAAGAAGGAAGAGAAGAUCCAAAUCCACUUUGUUCAGAUGAUGAUGUUAGUGAUGCUGAACCAGAUGAAUUAUUUGACACAGAUAAUGUUGUUGUAUGUCAAUAUGAUAAGAUAUCACGUACAAAAAAUAAAUGGCGAUUUAUUUUAAAAAGUGGUGUAAUGAAUAUUGAAGGACGUGAUUAUGUAUUUAGCAAAGCAACAGGUGACGCCGAUUGGUAA